Messenger RNA from Trypanosoma brucei brucei TREU927, 2883 nucleotides. RefSeq lists its product as hypothetical. Bases 1 to 2883 code for a protein of 960 amino acids. The record is from RefSeq and is a predicted model, not a curated record. The transcript has a single exon. Lineage: Eukaryota; Euglenozoa; Kinetoplastea; Trypanosomatida; Trypanosomatidae.
AUGAAUCCAUCUGGUCCCAGUGGUCACCAUGAGGAGAGGUUAAGAAGCUCUGCACCGGUGUACACCAACGUGCGUCGCGAGGCACGAAGGAUGCAGCGUGAAGCGAUGGAAGUUAACGCAAGGAUAAGGGAAAUAGAGGCUCGUGGGCAGAUGAGACACAAACAAGAGCGGGUGAUGUUGCGCGCCAAGGUUGACAACAUCGUAGAGGGGCUUGUUGGAGGCACCGAAGGGAUCGUCCCUCCCAGUGUGCUUGACCCACCUAUUGAAAGGAUACCAGAACCAUGCUUUUUACGGCCUACAGAGAAAAAACAAACAUGUACAGGGUCGGGAAUGGCUCCAGUGAAGUUAAUUUCACUCGCUUCCAGUGCCGGCCGCAUGCCCGAUGACGUUCGUAGUGGCCGCUAUCCAGGGGGCUCACCCUCUAAAGGUGUUACGCCUAGAAACCGUGUGGACGCCUCUGAAUCCAAAGCGGGUGAGCCGCCGCGAGGGUUCCCCGUCCCCUUUGAAUCCUCAGGGUUCCGGUGCCCCAUUCAGUGGGCGGAGAUGAGCCUUCAUGAGGUGUUGAUAACUGCAUUAGGGCCCCGCUCCGAACGGGAAAGGAGGGGUACGGAUGUGCCUCCGAACCGUUUGCUUGUUAGUGUGGCGUCGCAUCUACUAAAUGAAGUUCUUUCGCGUGAUACACGUUAUGCGACGUUAUGGCCGCUUCUUCGGGACGUUGUCUUCAAGGGACUCUUCGCUCCGACAAAUUUCAAGCAAUCACCUUAUAUGGGUGGACGUGAACCCCCCAGUUACCCCAGUUUUGUACCAGCAGCUGACUACUUUGGCUUGCGUUUGUGGUCGGAUGAGUAUCUUCUGAGUCGCAGGGCGGAGUUGCAUCUUUCUGAUAGGGUCACUGACUUGAACAGUGCGUUGAAUAGCCGUGGGGAUAUUUUUCAAUUUGCAGUCAAGCAAAUUGAAAAAGCCAGCAAAAGGAGUGCUUUUCGAGCAUGGCGAGCAGUUGUGCAGCGCAACCGAAUUCUCCGAGACAACGUAGUAGCAUACCUGAAGCGCGUCCGUCAGAGGAUGGUUGUGGAGGGUAGCUUCCUGCGAUGGCGGCGCCUUGUUGUACAAACGAAGUUAGAGGAGCUGAGAGUGUCUCUGAAGGAAUCGAAUGUGCGCUUCUCUAUUAGCGAGAGUAAUAGUAAAGAAACAAUAAGGGAGCUGGAGGAGAGACUCGAGGAAGAGCGAAAGGGGGCUGAGGUGAUGAAGUUGAAAAUCGAAUCACUCUCCAUGCAGCUAGUUGAAAAGCAGAUGCUUGAUCUCCGGACGCUGGACUCCACGUUGCGAAACUACCGCGCUAUGUGUGGGGACGCCAAGAAGGAGAGUAAACGGUGGGAACGUUUGGCAAAAACAUUUUCGUGCCGUUCAGGGUGCCCGGUUUUCCCAGCAUCGAUGAAAAGGCAUGCUCACAGCCUGCGUUCCAUUGAGACUUCGUGUGUUGGUCAGGGCACGCAAGCUUACGAACGUGUUGUGGACGCGCGCUGCUCCCUCGAGUCACUUCUGGUAGCCUGGAUUAACUCUUUGAUGAAGGAUCAAAAUGACCACUCUUGGAAGGCUGUAAGGAAGAUUGAACUGGGGUCUGAUGCUGGUGAUUUCAGUGUCAGUGCUCUCUGUAAGUUAGUGCGGACAUUGGAUUCUAUAUACAACACCAGGGGCGCAGAGCAUGUGAUGUGUGGUUCAGCGGCCUCGACAAAUCCAAGUCGUGCGACUUCUCUGACAAAAUGUAUCGAACUGCUGCGGGAAGGGAAUGAAUCAUCAACAGUAGUUUUCCAGGAGCUUGUCCAACUUAUUCACAAGCAAACAGUGGAUGGUCUUUUCCCUCCAUUACUCUCCCACUGUUCGUAUCUUGACACUUUUUACACCCCUUCAACCUUUUGUCAAAAACCCCAUCCAACUGCUAUGCUGUGGGUGCUGGCUACGCUUUUCGUUGGGUAUGCGCGUUUGGUAGCGGGUGUUCCGUCAUUUGCAUCGCAUGAUAUCGAGCAGCGGCUACGGUGUCAAUCUGAGGCCUCAAUAGGCUGCCUUGCCUUAGGCCCCGUGCCUGAGGAGGGGGAGGUUAACAAGCAACCUGAAGGCCGGAGCCGCAGCCAGAGUAUCGUCAGUUCUCACAUUUUGACGACAAACACGGUCAUCAAAAAAUCCGCCCGUCACAGCCGUCCGCGAAGCACGGCGUCACGUAAAGUAGCCGAAGAGGCCGCUGACGAGAAAGAUCAGGCGUGUGAGAAGGCAAUUGUGGACACCGCUUCUGAUGUUGAGGUGUACCUCAAUUGCGAGUGUGGUACGGAGGAAGAGGGAGGAUACUCCAGCGAUGGCGAACUGACGACAAGUGAAACUGCCACGACUCACGAAACCGAUGGACUUGAAAAAAGCACGUCAGGUGCAACGGAAAAGAUGAAGCAUACGCCGGGUAGCAGCAGUAAACCACAGCGUCCUGCACGGAGGUCUCAGCUUCUCCCUUCAACGAGUAAACUGUUGGUUCCAGUUGGACAGCGAGAGUUUGUUAAGUUUCACCGAGACGAGGGAAAGCGUCAACGAAUGUGGAUAAGUGUUUGCCGUAUUGUAACGUCACUAGUGGUGAGGUUUCGUAUCCUCGACGUACCGACAAGCAGCGCCGUUCCUCCGAGCUUCGCUUCACCUAUGUCGUUUUCUUCGUCUCUACCACGGCUUGUUAGUGGACGACACUCAUUAUUUUUUAACAGUGGACGGGAGUCAAGGAGGAGCCAGUCCGGUUUGUUUCCCGUUGCCAGUAGUCCCCCAAAUCCAGCCACAAAACCCAAGAGAGGGGCGUCUCAGGCACACUCUACGCUGCGGCGGUGGCUGGAUAAGGCUAGGAAGGCAGAGUAG